Molecule: messenger RNA, 342 nt
Organism: Rotaria sordida
Lineage: Eukaryota; Metazoa; Rotifera; Eurotatoria; Philodinida; Philodinidae
Source: the annotation of a GenBank genome assembly
AUGUCGCAUCAUUAUCGUAUUAAUGGAUCAAUGCUUCAACAAUUCAAUGAAAAACCAGUUAGUAUUAUUGGUACAGUUACUAAGAUUCAUCCAUCAGGUAAUAUAAUCGAUUUGGAAACAAGUGAUAAACAACAUAUUGUUGUACGUUUAUCAGAACAGGUUGAUGUAAAUGCUGGUAGUAUUAUUGAAGUACUUGGAAAUGUUGAUAAUCGAAAUCAAAUUGUUUGUGAUACUAUUGUAACAUUUGAACCUGAACAAACGGCUAAUUUUGAUAUGGAUAUGUAUAAUCAAGCUGUCAUGCUUUUUCAACAUUAUCCUCAAGACUAUCUUGUUAAUCUUUGA